AUGCAAGUUCUAGCAUUGUUCUUCGUCUUCUCGGCCCAGGCGGCAUCUGCAGUGGCUGGCCGCAAUACUCUGGCACCUCUACUCAAAUCUGGCGGUCAAACUGUUCCUGGCAGCUACAUUGUGAAGCUCAAAGACGGCGUGUUGACCACACAGACCGAUGUGCAGUUGAGCUCCUUCACGGAGCGCGCGGAUCACGUUUACACGCACGCCUUCCACGGCUUCGCAACCAAGCUAGACGACGAAAGCCUCGUGGCGCUGCGUCGCCGGUCAGAUGUUGAGUACAUCGAGCACGAUGGCAUUGCAAGCGUCAACGGCUACAUUGAGCAGCCCAAUGCGCCAUGGGGUCUUGUUCGCAUCUCGCACCGACAGCGGGUCGGCACGAGCUACGUGUACGAUGACAGCGCCGGUCUAGGAACGUGCGCAUACAUCAUCGACACGGGCGUUGACGUCACUCAUCCGGAAUUUGGGAACCGUGCUCAGGUUCUCAAGUCGUUUGUCAACGACACCACGGAUGGCAACGGUCACGGCACGCACCUCGCCGGCAUAAUUGGCAGCAAGACCUAUGGCGUCGCGAAGAAAACAAGAAUCUACGGGGUCAAGGUCCUUGAUAACAGUGGCAGCGGGACCUACUCUAACAUUAUUGCCGGCAUGGACUUUGUAGCCAAGGACUGGAAGACGAGAAACUGCCCCAAAGGUGCCAUGGCCAACUUGAGCUUAGGCGGCAGUUUCUCCGCCGCCGUCAACAACGCCGCUGCGUCCCUCGUAAAGGCAGGGGUCUUCACUUCCGUGGCUGCAGGUGGCGACAACUCGGAUGCGUCGAGAAACUCGCCGGCUUCGGAGCCGACGGUGUGCACGGUCGGAGGGACGACCCGCUCGGACACCCGGCUGAGCUCGUCCAACUAUGGCCCGAUCGUUGACAUAUUUGCUCCAGGAGAAGCCAUCACGUCCACGUGGACUAACGGAGGGACGAAUACCAUAUCGGGCACGUCGACGUCCGCUGCGUACAUUACGGGACUGGGCUGCUACCUCGCGGGCUUUGAAGGAAACCCCGGAGCGGAGCCGCUUUGCAAGCGCAUACAGGAGUUGGCCACGAAAGAUGUCAUCCAAAAUAUUCCGAAAGGUACACUGAAUUUGUUGGCAUUCAAUGGGAACCCAACGGGCUAG
This is a messenger RNA of Purpureocillium lilacinum, 1164 nucleotides long. The record is from RefSeq and is a predicted model, not a curated record. Lineage: Eukaryota; Fungi; Ascomycota; Sordariomycetes; Hypocreales; Ophiocordycipitaceae.